UUUGGAUCCGACACUCUCCAGAAAACCAUGGAGUUGGCGGCACUGUGAUCCCUGGACUCCAGCCCUGGUGGCGGCCAUGGAACGGGACAGCUAUCUGUGACCACGGUCCUCUGUGCACGGUACCAAGCGGAAAGAACCAGCCUCUUGGGUGAACAGCUGCAUCGACUUCGACUGAGGCACAAUCAGUCUGGCUCUGCCAAACAGCAGCCUCGCUCCCAACCCCUAUGCCUUGUGAGUCAGUUGCCCCAUCGCCACCCCGUCUGCACAUCCACGAGAGAGGGUCUGUGGGAGCAACUUCAUGCCGUGCGCUCCAGAGUCUGGACUGGCUCCACCACGAUAUGUGGUUUGUGACAACACAAUGUCCCCAGCGGCAAGGUGCAAGGCCUCGUCGUGCGUGGGCCAGAAGAAGCUGGUGCUGAUCCUUUGCCUCUCCUUUCUGAUAGUCCUGCUCAUUGCCUUCAUCCUGCUCUUCCUGUUCUGGCGGUCCAACACCGGCUUUCUGUACAAGGAGCCAACUGAGAGCUGCAGCCACAGAGCCGUACGCUGUGACGGGGUGGUCGACUGCUCCCAGAAGAGUGAUGAGCUGGACUGCGUUCGGUUCAGGUGGGAUCAGUCUCUGCUCCACGUCUACUCCAGCACCGAGAAUCAGUGGCUGCCUGUCUGCAGCAGCGCCUGGAACGACUCCUUCUCCAGGAAGACCUGCCAGCAACUGGGAUUUCAAAGCACAUUCAGCACAGAGUACGUGCCAGCCUCCUUCCCUGGCAAAAGCCUCACUGUCACCAAGGAGCACCCCUCGAUCCAGCAGAGUCUCAACAGCUCCAAGUGUCCCACGGGAAAAUACGUCUCCCUCCGAUGCACAAGCUGUGGACAAAGGACUUCUGGCCGGAUCAUUGGGGGGAACGAAGCUUCGGCGAGUAAGUGGCCCUGGCAAGUUAGUCUCCAGUACGGGCCGAGCCACAUCUGCGGGGGGACAGUCAUUGAUACCCAGUGGGUGCUGACAGCUGCCCACUGCUUCUUCAUGAACAGCGUGAAGAUCCUCAAUGAGUGGAAAGUGUAUGCCGGGGCCUCCAACCUGCUUCAUCCUGCCAAGGGCAUCCCCACCUCCCAGAUCAUCAUCAACUCCAACUACAGCGAUGACUAUGACGACUACGACAUCGCGCUGGUGAAACUUGCCACGCCCUUAACGAUAUCGGGGCAGGUCCGCCCCGCUUGUCUCCCGAUGUCUGGCCAGACAUUCCAGGCUGGGAGGACGUGCUUCAUCACUGGCUUUGGCAAAACCAGUGAGAACGAAGAGAACACCUCCCCAAAGCUGCGGGAGGCGGAAGUGGGCUUGAUCGACUACAAGAUCUGCAACAGCAGUAGCGUGUACCAAGGCGAGCUGACCCCCCGCAUGAUGUGUGCAGGGUACUUGCAAGGAGGGAGGGACUCGUGCCAGGGUGACAGCGGCGGCCCCCUGGUCUGCGAGGAUAACAGCCGGUGGUACGUGGCCGGAGUGACGAGCUGGGGAAUUGGCUGUGGCCAGAAGAACAAGCCCGGGGUUUACACUCAAGUUACAGAGCUCCUCAGCUGGAUUCACAGCAAAAUGGAGAGUGAGAGUGACUAAGGAUGAGGCAGGCAUCUAGUGGGGCUGUGGCUUCUCCUGCUAACAGCUCCAGGUGCAGCUAGAUCCUCGGCGCUGGUCUGCUGUCACAGGGCGAAAUGCCAGUGAUCGCCCUUUGAGUAUGGACUGUCCGGAGGAUUUAUGACCUGGUGCUGCCCUGAAGCCCUGAAAACACAGUGCCUCCAGAACUUCAAAGUCAAUUCAUUUUGCCAACAACCAAGAUGGGAAAUAUAAGCAGAAUACCAGGGGAAAUGUCCCAAUGGUGAGACCUGUGAGCUGGUGAAAUACUUUCCCAAGGGAAGUGGCAGAAGCCCUAUUACCUGAGACAUUUAAAACUGGACUUGACAAAGCACUUGAAAAUCAUGCUAUAAGGCACAGUCCUGCACUGAC
Molecule: messenger RNA, 1990 nt
Organism: Caretta caretta (loggerhead turtle)
Lineage: Eukaryota; Metazoa; Chordata; Testudines; Cheloniidae
Gene: TMPRSS13
Product: transmembrane serine protease 13
Biological process (GO): proteolysis
Cellular component (GO): membrane
Molecular function (GO): serine-type endopeptidase activity; protein binding
Source: RefSeq, a predicted model, not a curated record